Messenger RNA from Pleurotus ostreatus (oyster mushroom), 2010 nucleotides. RefSeq lists its product as uncharacterized. Lineage: Eukaryota; Fungi; Basidiomycota; Agaricomycetes; Agaricales; Pleurotaceae. The record is from RefSeq and is a predicted model, not a curated record. Bases 1 to 2010 code for a protein of 669 amino acids. The transcript is spliced from 6 exons.
AUGGGCACGGCCUUCGCUGCUCUUGAGCACAGUAACCAGCACGAUUACGCGAGGAUCUGCAAGUCACGACGCCUCAAACCACUUCGUGAUCCAUUCUGGGAGGACUUACCAUUUGUCAAUAUCUUCACUGCUAUCACCCCAGACAUUCUGCACCAACUCCACCAGGGCGUCAUGAAGCAUCUUAUCUCCUGGAUAACGUCAAUCUGCCAUCCUGAGGAAAUUGACGAGCGUGUCAAACGUCUGCCACCGAACCAUAGUAUCCGAAUAUUCCAUAAAGGGAUCACCUCGCUUUCGCAUUACGCAACAGCAAGAUCUCGCCUCAUCUCUGCGACAAGGGCACUGCUUGAUUUCCUCUAUCUUGCCCAGUACCCCACUAAAGACAUCUUCAAAGUGCUUGGAGCUCGAGAAGAUUUCAACAUACUAAAGCUGCACUCACUCGUUCACUAUGCACGUGCGAUCAAAUUGUAUGGGACAACCGAUAACUAUAGCACGGAGUCCACUGAACGCUUACACAUUGACUUUGCAAAAGAUGCAUAUGCGGCCACAAACCACAAGGACGAGUUCCCACAGAUGACAGCAUGGCUGGAACGGCGUGAAAAAGUUCUCUUCCAUGAGAAAUUCAUUGAAUGGAGGUUGACAGCAGCGGCUACUGCACAUCCAUCACCAGGCUAUUGGGAGCCUCCGGACAGAAGCCUCGCGCUCUCUCAUCAUCUGACGAAGCAUCCCACACGCAAGGCAGUCCCCAUUGAACUUAUAUCUUCGCCAUCUGGAUAUGGGGCUACAUUCUUUCGCUCUGCUUUGGCUCGAUACCUUAUCCACGAAAAACACCCAUUGCUAUCCCAGCGAGAAGUUACUGAACAAGCAAGCGAUCACACCAUACCAUUUGACUCCCUCCCUGUCUUUCACAAGCUCAAAUUCAAACUCUCCGAUAACGAAGACACCUACAAUGCCAUUCAUGCGUACCCCGGCCGUCAACUUCCAAAAAAGGGCGAUGUUGCGAUUCCACAACGAUUCGAUACUGCACUUGUCAGAGUCGCUGACAAGACAGUCGGGUCAUCCUCAAUAACAGGUCUUCGUGUCGGUAGAGUCCGACUCAUCUUCGCAACUCCCAAGAUAUACUCUGCCCAGAGAGCAUCCAGAACUGCUGAGGAAGUCAACCACCUUGCCUACAUCAAGUGGUAUUCACCACUUACCAGGCUCCCGGAUGCAAACUACCGCAUGUACACGAUCAGCCGCAUCGCAAACGAGGCUUCUGUGGUCCCGGUAUCAGCAAUCAAGCGAAGCAUACAUUUGUAUCCUAAGUGGGGAGGGCCGGUGUGCCGUGAGUGGACGAGUUCAAACGUUCUUGACCAAUGCUCCACGUUCUUCGUCAAUCCGUUCAAAGAUCACCAUACGUAUUUCAAUCUUGAACCAUACGCCGGUUAUUCACAAACAAGCAUGAUCAAGGACGAGGACAACGACAGCAACCAUGUUCCCGGUCAACGACAAAUAGAAAGCGAUACCACAUCGCCUCGCUACUACCUCGGACUCGAAUGGCCCAAACAUUUUCCUCCACCUUCUUCGUUCAAACGUGACCCCACUUGGCCCGUCACACAAACACUCACCGCCCAACGAAACGAGAUCGAACUCUUUUGUGGUGAUGACCUCCAUUUCGACCUAUAUCAACUCCUACACCCUGUUCCUCAUUCAUCUACCCAGCACAAUCACACCACUCGGAUCUCAGGAGAGCGCGUCAACUCGGACUCACUCGGGUGUGCGCAGAUCAACUGCAACCAAGACAGCAAAUCGGACUCAGGGGAGGAUAUACUGGAAGUUAAGAGAGAUGAGGUUGUGCCGUCAUCUGUGGACGGGGAAGAGGAUGCUGUUAGUGUUUGCCUACUAGGUUCAGAUGAUGAGCAACUGGCUCGGAACUACCCCAGUGCUCACCAGGCAUACCCACAACUCCUACGACCCCACAAAUUGACCUUCCGCAUGUUGAUCGUGACACUUCGUCCGUCCACUCUGAAUUAA